Molecule: messenger RNA, 2181 nt
Organism: Postia placenta MAD-698-R-SB12
Lineage: Eukaryota; Fungi; Basidiomycota; Agaricomycetes; Polyporales; Adustoporiaceae
Exons: 9
Coding region: 1-2181 (726 amino acids)
Biological process (GO): vesicle-mediated transport; intracellular protein transport
Cellular component (GO): membrane coat
Molecular function (GO): clathrin binding
Source: RefSeq, a predicted model, not a curated record
AUGUCUGGUCUUCGCGGCCCUCCCCGCAAGGGAGAGAACUUCGAGCUCAGCGCGGACCUCAAUAGUGAGUACCGGGAAAAGCGCAAGGAUGCGAUCAAGAAAGUCAUUGCUAACAUGACUGUGCAGAAGGAUGUCAGCGGAUUGUUCCCGGACGUACUCAAGAACAUGCAAACCGAUGACUUGGAGCAGAAGAAGCUCGUAUAUCUGUAUCUCAUGAACUAUGCCAAGACACAGCCAGAGCUCGUUAUUCUUGCCGUCAACACGUUCGUGAAGGACACCGACGACCCGAACCCACUCGUUCGCGCGCUCGCGAUCCGGACCAUGGGCUGCCUGCGCGCGGAGAAGAUCAUAGACUACUUGUGCGACCCUCUGCAGAAAUGUUUACGGGACGACAACCCAUAUGUGCGCAAGACAGCAGCAUUAUGCGUCGCGAAGCUGUACGAUCUCAAGCCCGAGCUGGUGAUCGAGAACGGGUUCCUGGAGACACUGCAGGAGAUGAUCGCGGAUAGCAAUCCCAUGGUUGUCUCCAACACCGUUGCUGCAUUAAGCGAUAUCCACACCGCGGCAGUAGCUGCAGGCACGACUUCAGAUCACUUCCACAUCACGUCCGUCAUCCUGAACAAACUCCUCGUUGCUCUCAACGAGUGUUCGGAAUGGGGGCGUGUGGCCAUUCUGAACGCGCUGGCGCGUUACGAAACCCAAGACGCACAAGAGAGUGAGCACAUCUGCGAGCGUGUCGUGCCGCAAUUCCAGCAUGCGAAUGCGAGUGUUGUCCUCGCGGCGGUGAAGGUCAUCAUGAUCCACAUGCGCAGCGUACGCCAAGACAACCUUACAAAGACGUUCAUCCGCAAGAUGGCGCCGCCGCUCGUCACGUUGCUCUCGAACCCCCCGGAGGUGCAAUGGGUUGCGUUGCGCAAUAUCAAUCUUCUGCUGCAGAAGCGGCCAGACCUGCUGUCGAACGAGAUGCGUGUGUUCUUCUGCAAGUACAACGACCCGCUGUACGUCAAGGUCGAGAAGCUCGACAUCAUGGUGCGCCUUGCGGGCGAGAGCAACGUCGAUGCGCUUCUGAGCGAGCUGAAGGAGUAUGCGUCGGAAGUUGAUGUCGACUUUGUGCGGCGAAGCAUCAAGGCGAUUGGCCAGACAGCUAUCAAGAUUGAUGAGGCUGCAGAACGAUGCGUGAACGUGCUACUUGAGCUCAUUGGCACGCGAGUAAGUUACGUGGUGCAAGAAGCCGUCGUGGACAUCUUCCGAAAAUACCCAUCCACAUACGAAGGUGUCAUCCCCACACUGUGCGCGAAUCUCGACGAGCUGGAUGAGCCAGAGGCCAAGGCCUCGCUCAUAUGGAUCAUUGGAGAGUAUGCGAAUAAGAUCGACAACGCAGACGAAUUGCUCGCCAUUUUCGUUGACACAUUCACAGAAGAGUCAUAUCCUGUGCAAUUGCAAACGUUGACGGCGGUUGUGAAGUUGUUCCUGCAAAAGCCCGACUCCUCGCAGGGCCUCGUCCAAAGAGUACUCAACACUGCAACAAAAGAUUGCGACUCACCGGAUGUCCGGGAUCGCGCUUACAUUUACUGGCGAUUGCUAUCAACGGACCCAGGAGCCGCCAAGGCCGUGGUGCUUUCGCAGCGGCCGCCAAUUUCGUUGCCUAGGACGACAGUCUCGCCCCAAUUGCUUGAGGAGCUACUAGGGGAGGUCUCGAGUCUGGCAAGUGUGUAUCACAAGCCAGCAGAGACGUUCGUCGGACCGGGGCGUAUCGGGAUCGACUCAUUGCAACGAAAAGCGUCAGAAAUCGCGGACGAGCGCGUUGCAGCACAAAAGGCGCUGCAGACCGUCGCUCAAGGACAACAAGCUGAGAAUUUACUCGACUUCGCGGACGACGGAGCGGAAGGGGGGCAGCAGCCGUCCGGCCUAGCUGCGACGACUGUCCUCGCGCAGACGCCAGCUGCAGCCAAUAUCCUAGCAGGCACUUCCAGCAAUCCGCUCGACGAUCUUGUAUCGAUCUUUGGCAGCGCCAACAUGAGCGUUCCAACUGUGCAGCCAGGCCAGAGCGCGAAUCCGCUGGCCGGCUUCUCGUUCAACACGGCGGCUUCCCCCAUGCCGCCUGCGACGCCAUCGGUGCUCCAGGCAGCUUCGCCACCUACGCAGCAAUCACAGCAAGAAGACCUGCUGGGCUUGUUCUGA